AUGGAGCAGCUGAACACCGCCAUUAUGAAGCGAUACUCCAAAGAGAGGAAAGUCGGUGAAGGUACUUAUGCGUCCGUCUACCAAGGGCAUUGCGUUGAAACGGGGAGAAUGGUGGCUAUAAAGAAGAUCAAAAUCGGCCAGUUCAAAGACGGUCUCGAUAUGUCAGCUAUCCGUGAAGUUAAGUUCCUGCAGGAGCUCAAGCACGAGAACGUGAUAGAGAUGCUCGACGUCUUCUCUGCGAAACAAAACCUCAAUCUUGUCCUCGAAUUUCUUACCACUGAUCUCGAGCUUAUUAUCAAAGAUCGCUCGCUUAUCUUUAGACCAGGUGAUAUCAAAUCUUGGAUGGCCAUGACCCUCAGAGGUGUCGAUUGGUGUCACCGUAACUUCAUUCUUCAUAGAGAUCUUAAACCUAACAACCUCCUAAUAAACGAUAAGGGCAUCCUCAAAGUUGCCGAUUUUGGUCUGGCAAGGGACGUUGCCGAUCCCGGCAUGAAAAUGACCUGCCAAGUUAUUACGAGGUGGUAUAGACCUCCUGAACUGCUGUUUGGUGCUAGAGCAUACUCCUCAGCAGUCGAUAUUUGGAGCGUUGGUUGCAUUUUUGCCGAAUUGCUGCUUAGAACGCCCUAUUUACCCGGCGAGAACGAUAUAGAGCAGCUGAAUACAAUAUUCAGAGCAUUGGGUACACCUAAAGAGUCUGAAUGGCCUGGACACACAUCCCUACCGUCUUACAUCAAAUUUCAGGAUUACCCUAAGCAACCAUUGGAGGAUCUCUUCAGUGCAGCUGGAAAUGACGCUAUUGAGUUGCUUGGAAAGUGUCUGCAUUACAAUCCUCAUGAACGGAUAAGUGCUGGUAGUGCUCUCAGACUUCCUUAUUUCUCCAAUCAGCCUAAACCAACACCCCCGCCACUAUUGCCCAAGCCACUGAAAGAGUUGGAGCCGAGAGCUCUCCCUCCUGACGCCGUCACAGGGCAAGGCAAUAACAAGCGCAAAGCUGAUGGCGAGCAGGAUCAUAAGCCCGACCUCAGGAAAGUUGCACGCAAGAUUGACUUCCAAUAG
Wallemia ichthyophaga EXF-994 is the source of this 1056-nucleotide messenger RNA. RefSeq names its product Serine/threonine-protein kinase crk1. The record is from RefSeq and is a predicted model, not a curated record. The transcript is spliced from 8 exons. Gene Ontology annotation, biological process: positive regulation of transcription by RNA polymerase II; protein phosphorylation. NCBI's taxonomy places the organism in Eukaryota, Fungi, Basidiomycota, Wallemiomycetes, Wallemiales, Wallemiaceae. Bases 1 to 1056 code for a protein of 351 amino acids. Gene Ontology annotation, cellular component: nucleus; cytoplasm; transcription factor TFIIH holo complex. Gene Ontology annotation, molecular function: ATP binding; RNA polymerase II CTD heptapeptide repeat kinase activity; cyclin-dependent protein serine/threonine kinase activity.